AGAGAGAGAGAGAGAGAGGGCAGAGAGAAGGAGAGAAGUGAAAGGUAGAGAAAGAGAUGGAGGAGACGGACAAGUAGUGCAUGAGGAGUCAACAAACAGAGCAGUGGGUGUAAAAAAGCAAACAUUAGGGGAAAGAGUUGUUUCAUCGUCUGGUCAGCGGACUCACCGGGGGAUUAUGUCCAAACCUUCGACGAACGUUAAGGCCCUUCAGGCUAAUCUGAACAUCCCGAUGGGAGCUCUGCGUCCAGGGGCGGGACAUCCUGUCAAGAGGAGAGAGGAGACAGUAGAAGCAGAAGAGGCUCAUUCACCAGAAAGCACUGCAGCCCAGUCACCAGAGGAGAAGAAAAUGCCAGGUGCAGUGAAGCUACCCGGGCCUGCCGUUAACCUGUCAGAGCUGCAAAACGUCAAGAGUGAAUUACGAUGGGUCACCAAGGAGUAACAUGAUUCUCCAGCCAGGCGGAGAGGAAAGCAGAUAAUCUUCAUAGACACAGACUUGCCCACUGCUGCUGAAGACUGGCAAAAUACAACUCCCAAUCCUAACAUGUUUGGAGACACUAAUGCCUCGGUUUUUAUAAACGCUCCUACAGUCAGUAGUUUAACGCAAAUAUUUAUUUAUCUUCCCACUUGAAUGAUGAUUUAUACAAAAAUUUCAGAUAUUCUGGAUAGACUUACUUCUGCUGAUAAAAUGCAUUUACCUGGACACUUAGAAGGGAGGGAUUUGUGUUACAACAAUGAUAUACUGUUUAGUAUAGUCUGCUUUUUUCUUGGUUUGUGUUUAAGUAGAUGUUUGAAAAGGAUACUUUGUUGACAAUGUAAAUUCAAGGAAUCCAAUUAAACUCUGUGGUGACCAAUUCAGAGACAUUUCAGCUGUUCAGUACUGUAUAUUGAUACUUUCUAAUAAAUAUUUGAUAUAUCAGCUGUACUGCUUUU
Archocentrus centrarchus (flier cichlid) is the source of this 930-nucleotide messenger RNA. RefSeq names its product small muscle protein X-linked (gene smpx). Gene Ontology annotation, cellular component: M band; costamere; muscle tendon junction. The transcript is spliced from 5 exons. Bases 176 to 439 code for a protein of 87 amino acids. NCBI's taxonomy places the organism in Eukaryota, Metazoa, Chordata, Actinopteri, Cichliformes, Cichlidae. The record is from RefSeq and is a predicted model, not a curated record.